Molecule: messenger RNA, 2730 nt
Organism: Drosophila rhopaloa
Lineage: Eukaryota; Metazoa; Arthropoda; Insecta; Diptera; Drosophilidae
Gene: corto
Product: centrosomal and chromosomal factor
Exons: 2
Coding region: 1106-2698 (530 amino acids)
Source: RefSeq, a predicted model, not a curated record
AGCCAGUUCAGUCGCUUCAAAGAGCCCGAAUCGAGCGGACACAACAAAGAUAUAUAGUGCGCUACAAAAGACAUUACUCCAGUAAUAGGGAGAUACUAAGAGUUAUUGUCGCGUGAAAAGUGAACAGGCUGUUGAAAAACCAAAAACAGAAACAACUGUGGCAAAUUGUGAUAUCAAAAGUGAGCGAAUCGGCCCAGACAAACAACAAAAACAAAGCCUAAACACAGGCGUCUGGCAAACAGCUGUUUUUCGUGUGCUCUCUCACCCCCUACGCGCUCUCCCGCUCUCCGUAUUCAGCAAACGCGCUCUCUCUCAGCUGCGCUCACAAACGUCGGCAGAGGCUGGGCAGAGAAAAAAUAGGCAGCAGCGUUAGCCAAAUAGUUUCUCGUUUCCGAGUCAGAUCGCGUUUUUCUUCGGAGUGGACGAGACGUGACGUUCGUUCGGCAGUUCUAUUGCAUCGCGCAUAGAACUAACAAGUUUCCUACUCCGCGAACUCACUCCCGCGAGAACAGAACCGAAUGAAAAGAAAAGAGAGACAAGAGGAGGAAAGCAACGGUUAAGUUAGGCCAGCGAAAACGGGCAAAAAGACUGAAAAACACACGUGGAUUGUUCACUCACACCUCCCCCAAACCACUCACCCACAGCAGCUCCAACUGUUCGCUGCAUUUAUGUAAAACCAAACAAAGACUGAUUAAAACGCUAAAUAAAUAUAUACAAUAAACGUAACGAAACAAAGUUAAACACGCGAACAGCAGCUAAAUAUUAUACGGGUUAAAGCGAAUUCCAAAGCAAAGCAAACACAUAUGGAUUAAGGUUCCUCCUAUCUCAAAUUAAACAAAAAAACAAAUCGAAAAAGAAAUAACCAACACACACUCACACACUCACGGAUUACCUGCAGCGACAAUUUACCGUUAGCCGCUCUUUUUGGAUUACCAGUGCCAAUAAAAACCACAAAAGUGAAUUUUUUCGAAAGUGAAGAAAGCGAAAAUAACGCCCGCAAAAUGCUAAAAAUCUAAAACAAAAGUAAACAAGCAACCAAAAGCGAAUUCUGUGUUAUCGAAACGAGAGCAAAAGCUAAAAGGAGCCAAUAAAAAAUAAAACAGCGAUGACGAUGGCCGCCUGUUAUGCCAACUACGACAUGUCGUCCCUGUCGCACGGCAUGUCGGCUCUGUCUGCCCUGCAGCAGCAACAGCAGCACAGCCAGGCGCAGCAGCAACACAGCCAGACGCAGCAGCAGCAGCAGCAGCAUCAUCACCAGCAGCAGCAGCAACACAUGUACCAUGUUGUCAACAACAGACAACAACAACAGCAGCAGCAGCAACAACAGCAGCAGCAGCAACAGCAGCAGCAGCAACAGACGCCCAGCAGCAGCAACAACAGCAACACAGCGCCCGCUCCCUCGCCCCAAAAGGACUACAGCAUCCCGCUCCACGUCGACUGCAGCGUGGAGUACGAGCUGCCCAACCAGCCAAAGCCUCCGGCGGGCCAAAGAGUGGAGCCGCUGCUGAUGAUCCACCCGUGCUACUUCCGCAAGAUGGAGUCGCAGCGACGCAGUCCGUUCGUGAACAACAUGCACGCGACGGCGAGGGCGGUCAGCAGCAGUUCACUAAGCAGUGGAGCGGCCCUGGGCGGGGGCGGAAGCGGUACGGCUGUGGCCACGGCGCCUAGCAGCAGUGCCGCUCGGCGGGGAGCUCGGGUGGCCACCAACGCCCAGCAACAGCAGCAGCAGCAACAGCAGCAGCAACAACGUUACCAGCAACAGCAGCAACAACUGCGGCAGCAGCACCAGCAAAUGUCGCAGAUGUCGCAGCAAGCCCACUAUCCCCAGCAACGGUCUAGUCUGGAACAGCAAAUCGGAAUGUGUCCCCAGCAACAGUCUAGUCUGGAGCAUGUACGCCGACAACAUCAGCAGCAACAGCAGCAACGUGCCAGCACCAACCAAAGCCAACGUCAAAGCCAAAGUCAGAGCCACGCAGCCAACUCGGCGGCGGCAGCGGCAGCGGUACAGGCCCAGGCCCAAGCCUCGAUAGCCGCCGCGGCCGCCGGUCAGUGGGAUCAGCUGGCCGCGGCGCUGGCCGCCCGCACCGCCCUCACGCCCCACCACAUCCUGCACCCCCACGGCCACUACGCGGCCAAGGGCAGUGGCGCUGGGGGCGGAAGUGGCAAGCGGGACGCCAUGAUCUCCGGCAGCAACUACGGUCAGACGGCGGUCGCCUCGGGGAAGCUGCAACAGCAGCAACAGCAACAGCAACAGUCGCAGGUGCAACAGCACCAGCAACAGCAACACUGCCUGCCUCCGCCGCCCUGGGACGCGACGUCCAUGCUGAUGGACCGCGCGCCGAUGGCCACAGUUCCUAGCAAUUAUCAGGCCGGCCCUGACACCAAUCCCAUGCGCCUCUACUCGGCCACGCCCACCUCCGGAGCGGCCACGGGUGGAUCGGCGUCGGUGGGCGGAGGAGGGGGCGGGGCGGUGUGCGGCACGGGGGCGACGGGAGCGGUAACCACGGCCACGGACAAACUGAGCGGCAAGUACCGGCAGUACUUGCGGUCCCAGCGGAUGCAUCCGUACGCGGCGGCCGCCUCGCUCAACCUGGCAGCCGCCGCCGCUGCCGCUGGACAGACGUCGUUCGUGCCGUUCAGCUCGGCGGCCACGCCCACAUUCCAGCACCUGCCGCAGAUCUCCUGCUACAACGUGUGAUGCAGCAGCAAGGACAACGGCAACAGCAGCAG